Sphaerulina musiva SO2202 is the source of this 3531-nucleotide messenger RNA. RefSeq lists its product as uncharacterized. The record is from RefSeq and is a predicted model, not a curated record. Lineage: Eukaryota; Fungi; Ascomycota; Dothideomycetes; Mycosphaerellales; Mycosphaerellaceae. Gene Ontology annotation, biological process: G protein-coupled receptor signaling pathway. Gene Ontology annotation, cellular component: cytoplasm. The transcript has 4 exons. Gene Ontology annotation, molecular function: G-protein alpha-subunit binding; guanyl-nucleotide exchange factor activity. The coding region runs from base 1 to 1422 and encodes 473 amino acids.
AUGGAACGCCAGAGCCCAGUAUAUCUCGCUCCAGCCUCAGGCGAAGCAGCUAUACGAGAGCUGGAGCGCCUGCUGCAUGAUCUGGAAGACAAUCUCGAUACUCUGAAACUCUCCCUCAAACAGCAACAAGAUGCCCUGGGUGAAGUCAAAGCUUUUGGCCGCAACCCUCAAACCGCACGCCCUAUCUUCACAAAACAGGCCAUCUCAACGCUGUGCAGGUAUGGCUUUGAUCGCCCAGAAUCUACGGAGGCUGCUCGCGAAGCGCUUCGAUGCUUGGCAAAUGCCUUCUUGCUGCAUGAACCCUCCAGGCAGACCUUCGUCGACCUUGGAUAUGGACCCAAGGCGGCUGAACGACUAAAAUUGGACGACUACGAGGAUGAAUUCCUUAUAUCACGCAUCUUGUUCUUCCUGACCUAUAAUACCACGCUCGAUUUUGAGGCACUCAUGAGCCAGAAUGACCUGGCCCAGAGCAUAAAUCAAAUCUUCUCUCAUCACGCAGAGUACUAUUCAGGCUUGGACAUCAUACAAUCGCCGAAAUUUACGCAGCAGCAGCUAGCAAUGAGCGAAACGUUGAAGCUGCUAUUUAAUAUCACAUAUCAUUAUCCGGAUUCGCUGCCAAAGUUCGACCCCGCCGUCGAGUCGCUGGUCACGAUCGUUCUUCGACACCCUCUGCCAGAGCCUCCUCUCCAACCUCCGACAAGCUACCUAUUGAACGCCUUACUUAACCUCGAUAUUCGCGCUGUCGGAAAGGGAACGCAAUCUGGUCACGGACCCAAGGCGAGUGCGGCUUCGGAAAGCCCUGACCUGGAACCUCUUGUCAAUAGACUUAUUCACAUCCUCGACGCUGCCGUCUGCAACCAUCCCGAAGAGACACUGGACCAGGCUGCAGCAUCGUUGUUUACCCUCUUGAGACGUUUGUACGAGCUUGCGACACCACGCACGAAAGCUGUCAUGCGUACCCAAAUUCUGCCUAAUGCGCAAGAUCGCGACCAGCCACUUGGGAAAGGAGGGUCAUUGUCCUCCCGUCUACUGCGCCUAUCUUGCUCACCUAAGCUACCCACUCUCCGGAGCAACAUCUCUGCGCUGCUGUUCGAAAUGAGCGAAAAGGAUCCCGGCAAAUUCGUCCAGAAUAUUGGCUAUGGAUAUGCUUCUGGAUUCUUGAUGAGUCAAAACAUCGAAGUACCGCCGAGUGCAUUGGAGGCCAACGCCUCAUCGAACGGGGAAAACGUCGCCCAUGUCAAUCCAGUGACUGGUCAGCGCUGGGCGGCGGAAGAGCGCGAUGCUUCGAGCACAUUGCCCAUGACUGAAGAGGAAAAGGAGCGAGAAGCUGAGAGGCUGUUUGUGCUGUUUGAAAGACUCAAAGCGACUGGAGUUGUGAAUGUUCAAAACCCAGUUGAGAGGAGGUUCGAAGAGAUUGAUUGAGUCAGCAUUGGGUUGAUCGCGUCCAGCGCGCAUGAUGAUGAUGAGACAUCUCCUUCUCGCGAACCUUGCCACAUCGCUCGCACUUCUAGCGAGCGGCAGAUUCGAUGAGCUGAGCCUUGCCUCUCCUGGUUACCCUUGAAGUCAGCAAGGGGGAGGGCAUGACCCAGCAAAAGCUCGUCCGAAAGAGACAGACGGUAUUGAACUGAUCUUCAUAUGUAGUCAACCAUCUAAUGUAUCGCUAUAAAUCGCUUGAACGCUUUCGACUUCCUCAUGUGUCUUGAUGAUGGUGCUUUGUCUCUCAAGAAUGACCUUUGAACAGCGAACGAAUCAGCGAGGGCUCCUUUCGGGCCUUUGAUUUCGCAGUGUCGCUUUUGCUCCGCUUGCUGUAGCUGCUGCUCGCUUCACUCUUGGCCUUUUUCUUCCGUUCCUUCUUGUCCGAUUUGGACACGACGGGCUUGAAGUCAGCCUCUGUCAAUCUCCCUUCCUCGAUGAGAGUUCGUGUGGCAUUGGGCGUGAUGAACUCCCCAUCGACGCUGGUACCGAGAGAGCCAGCUCCCACAUCAGCGAUGCCACGUCGCCACUUCUCAAUAUGAUCCAGCUCACGCAACUCCUCCAUUUCCCCACUGGGGCUGUCUACAGGCUCUGCUGUGAGUGGCGCUUCCAACAAGCGUUCAGCUUCAUUCUUGGCUUGUAUUUUCUUGAUGAUUUUGUAACCACCAAAGGCUAUGAUGGUCACUCCGAUGCCUACGCCGGCGGCAAUUGCAAACUGGGGAGAUGCGAGCAGGGCGACGAUGGCGGGAAACGAGCCCUUCAUGGCAGUCAACGCACCCGGCGCCAUCUUGGCUGCAAUGUUGCUGAUCUCGGCAAGGGUCAAGGCGACCGCAGCGAGAGCAUCGGGGUUCUUCUGCAGGUUGUCGAUCAUGGCGGUGACGGAGUGCUGCACACAAUUGCCCUCGUCGAGCAGACGCUGCAGGUAGUUCAUCUUCUCUCUCAGCUCCACCUCAUCCUCCAACUUGUGUUCGGGAAGUGGUGGAGGGAGAUGGCCAUAGGCGAGGUCCAUGUCAAUGUCGUCCAGACUCGUGCGCGGCGGAGCAGUAGCAGCAGCAGCAGAAGCACGAGGGGAGCGAAGCUGCAUGCCAUCAGUGUGCCGACGUGUGAGCUCUCGGAUGCGAGGCUCGUCGGCGUCGUCGUCGACCAGGAACGCUCCAUGGCGCGGUGAGGGCCGAGCUGGUGGAGGAGACGCCGUGUCGUUGACAUAGAAGCUGUCCGAUAUACCACGCUUCACUGCUGGGCGCGUGGGAACUGGCUUUCUCUUGACGGCGCGCCCGUCGUCACUAGCCCCUGGCGAGCUGCGAACCGACUGCUGGACGUCGUGGUUGACAUGACCGUCGCCGUCGUCGUUCAGCACGAGGUCUUGCAGCUGCUUCUGAGCCCUGCGUUCCCGACUGCGAAUGUCCUGCUCGCUGCGCCGCUGCGCUUUGAUCUCUGCUUUUCGCUCGUUGUAGGCGCUCUUGGCUUCGGUGAACACGUUGACUAGAUGCUUCGAUGUGCUCACGAUUUUGCCGCCCUUGUUGACGAUGGUGAUGGUUUGGUUCACCGCGACCAUUUCGAUAUGGGAGGUACGCUUUUCGAGGUAGGUAUGCUAAGGUAUUGUAGGUAUGAUGUUGUAGGUAGGAUAUCGUAUCGUGUCGUGUCGGUUCGUUGGCCUUGUGUCGUCUGGUAUUGAUUGUAUCGUGCCCGUCUUUCCGUUUGCGUCGUAUGGUGUCGUAUGGUGUCGUGAAUCUGUCGUACCUUGUCGUUUUUUGUUCAUUCGUUCGGUCACUCGUAUGGUCGUGGGGGUCGUGAGAGUCGUGUACUGUAUAUCGCCAAUGUAGCAGUGGUGAAGACAGAGUCGGCGGGAGUAGGAGGACGGCAAGGCGUAGGAGGUAAUGUAGGUAAGUAAGUACGGUAAGUAUGCUGAGAUACCUACGGCUACACACAGGCAAGGUAAAGGUGGCGUAGGUAUGGUAGAAGUAGGAGGUUAGGGAUGCUGGUUGGCGAGCAACAAAGAGAAUCCAUCCUCGCUCUCUCCCUCUCUCUCUUUCUCUCUCUUUCAUUCAUCAUUCGUCG